AUGCGCGAACUUAAAUCGAUCGAUAAAGCAGUUGAAAAUAACUUGAAUAUUAUCUUUGUAAAUCAAAAUUCAUAUGAGAAAUUGGUAGUAGAAAAGUUUGCUGAGGAUCUUUGCAUCGCUAAGAAUUUCAGUAUUGACUACUGCUAUCACUCUCGGUGGAAUAAGUAUAAAUUAUUGUCUGAGAUGACAUAUGAAAAUAUUGUUACUUGUUGUGUCUCCCUAUACGCGAACUAUCUGAGAUUUGGUCAGUGUGAUAGGCCAAGAAUCGAAGAUAUUGUCUACGGUUGGAGUAAUACGCUUACACUGCAGAUUAAAGCUUUAGACGAUUUUCGACUAUUUAUCGGUAACUUGGGCAAAGAUGCACUUAUAAGAAAUCAAACUACAACGAAACAUAUUAAUUUCCGUGAUAGUUUUGCUCACGUAGUAAUCAAUACAUUACAAGGAUUGUAUUUAUAUCUAAUGGCAUUUAUAAAGGGAAAAAAUCCACUAAAUAUCUAUAUUGAAAGUAGAGAACCUAGCAUAGAGCCUAUGGAAAUUGAUACCAAUACAGAGCCAAUAAUUGAAACCUAUAUAGAGCCGUGUAACGAGAAUCUAUUUCACAUAAUCCAACCAGAACGUAAUAUAAUCGACGAAAUAUUUCUAGAAGAUUGGAGAACUAUGGCUAUGAUCUUUACUCAAUACAAGAAAAUAACCGACAAUCUGUUUGACAUAGCUACUCGUAAUGGCAUCGCUAAAUUAGAACACAAGAAUAAAUACAACAUUCUGGAAGAGAAGUUCAACAAAUUUGCUUCUGCUACCUGUUAUCAAAGUAUCUUAUGUCUCUGCAUAAACAUAGGCAUUUGCACCUUUAAAAAUCUAGGGAGUGAUGAUUUGAGUGAGAUAUCAACAAUUUAUAAUGUCAUUCAAAACAGUUUUACUAAUAUGGUCCAUAGCUUGAAUGAAUUUCAAAAAUUAAUCGAUGCUUUGGGCAAUAAACUACUUGAAAUAAAUGGAAUAGCAGUGCAACAAGAGAAAUAUAACUAUGAUAAUCAUUCUUGCGUGUUAAUUAAUAUAAUUUACGAAUUGUAUUGGCGUUUAAUGGCAUUUACGAAGGCCACAGACCAAAAACAAAAAAUGGUAUGGUUCGAUUAUCAUGGAAGAAACUAG
Messenger RNA from Trichoplax adhaerens, 1146 nucleotides. RefSeq lists its product as uncharacterized. Bases 1 to 1146 code for a protein of 381 amino acids. NCBI's taxonomy places the organism in Eukaryota, Metazoa, Placozoa, Uniplacotomia, Trichoplacea, Trichoplacidae. The transcript is spliced from 6 exons. The record is from RefSeq and is a predicted model, not a curated record.